Vigna unguiculata (cowpea) is the source of this 1706-nucleotide messenger RNA. RefSeq lists its product as uncharacterized. NCBI's taxonomy places the organism in Eukaryota, Viridiplantae, Streptophyta, Magnoliopsida, Fabales, Fabaceae. The record is from RefSeq and is a predicted model, not a curated record.
UACAAAUACAUUUCUGCAGACCUUUCUUCAUUCCUUACUCUACUCUGAUUUCCCUCAUUUUCCUCAUUCCUUCAACCAUGUCUGUUAUCCAAAAACACACUCACUCUUUACAAGAACUAAACCCUGAGAAGGAGAGUUGGAAUAUCCUUGCAAGAGUUGUAAGUUUAUGGUUUGUUGAAGAUUACACAAAAGGAAAAACUCCAUUUUCCAUGGAAAUUGUUCUUCAAGACCAAGAGGGUGUACUAAUCCAUGCAUCUGUUAGACGCACAUUGAUAUACAAAUUCCAGUCUGAAAUCAAAGAGGACAAGGUUUACACCAUCCAAUCUUUCAGUGUUUCAUGUAAUGGUGGUUCUUAUAGAGCCACAAAACAUGCCUAUAAGAUCAACUUCCAAUUUGGAACCAAGGUCAAUAUGGUGCAAAGUACCUUAGUUCCGAAAACUACAACUUCAUACACCCCUUUCUCAACCAUCAUAGCUGAUGGUUUUGACACAGAUUACUUAGUUAAUGUGAUUGGGAUGUUUACUGGUGUUGGAACAAAGCGGGAGCUAGAGAAAGCUGGUAAGAAAACCAAAAUGAAUGUCAUCCUUAUUGAAGCUGAUGGUCUAUGCUUUCAAGCUUUUGAUAGAACAUUGAGAGACAUUAUGAGAGCUACGAAUCAACAUAAUGCUGACAAACCAUUUGGUGGAAAGGUGGUGGUCUUGGGCGGUGAUUUUAGACAAAUCUUGCCAGUAGUAAGAAAGGGAUCAAGGUAUGAUAUUGUGAACUCAUCAAUUAACUAUUCUGAUUUGUGGCAAUAUUGCACAGUUCUUAAGCUAUCACAAAACAUGAGGUUAAAGACUGCUAUUUCAAAUGAAAGUGCAAAAGAUAUAAAAGAAUUUGCUGAUUGGAUUCUUAAAAUUGGAGAUGGAAAUAUGAAUUUGAAUGAAAGUGGUGAAGCCAACCUUUCAAUACCAACAGAUCUUCUAAUUCAGGAAAGUGAAACACCUUUACUUUCUUUAGUCAAAUUUGUUUAUGGUGGUCUAAUUGAAAAUAUCAUGACUCCUGGAUUCUUUGAUGAUGGUGCAAUACUUUGCCCUACAAUUGAUAGUGUUGAACAAGUAAAUGACUUUAUUUUAUCUUUGAUUCCUGGUGAAGAAAAAGUUUAUUUAAGUUCAGACACUCCUUGCCAAUCUGAUGAUGAUCAAGAAAUUCAAGGUGAGUGGUUUACUCAAGAGUUUCUGAAUGAUAUUAAAUGUUCAGGAAUUCCAAAUCAUAGGAUUAAAUUGAAAAUUGGCGUACCAAUUAUGCUUUUAAGAAACAUUGAUCAAGCAAAUGGUCUGUGCAAUGGUACAAGGUUGCAAGUUAAUGAUUUGGGAAAGAAUGUUAUCUCUGCUACAGUAAUAACUGGCAAAAAUGUUGGUGACAAAAUAUUCAUACCAAGAAUGAACUUGACACCUUCUGAUUCCAGCAUCCCGUUCAAAUUUCAAAGGAGGCAAUUUCCAAUAUCCUUAUGCUUUGCGAUGACAAUAAACAAAAGCCAAGGUCAAACUCUUUCUAAAGUUGGACUUUAUCUUCCUCGCCCAGUUUUUACUCAUGGACAAUUGUACGUAGCAGUUUCUAGAGUCACAUCAAAGAAAGGACUAAAAAUCUUAAUUCUGGAUGAAGAUGGAAAAGUAACCACUACAACUACAAAUGUGGUUUACAAAGAAAUCUUUGAAAAUCUUUGA